Aspergillus mulundensis is the source of this 2388-nucleotide messenger RNA. It is a transcript of the gene abaA, whose product is annotated as transcription factor AbaA. Gene Ontology annotation, biological process: regulation of transcription by RNA polymerase II. The coding region runs from base 1 to 2388 and encodes 795 amino acids. Lineage: Eukaryota; Fungi; Ascomycota; Eurotiomycetes; Eurotiales; Aspergillaceae. Gene Ontology annotation, cellular component: transcription regulator complex. The transcript has 3 exons. The record is from RefSeq and is a predicted model, not a curated record. Gene Ontology annotation, molecular function: DNA-binding transcription factor activity, RNA polymerase II-specific; RNA polymerase II cis-regulatory region sequence-specific DNA binding.
AUGGCUACCGACUGGCAAUCCGAGUGCAUGGUAUCCCAAAACCAAGCGGCCCUGGAGAGUGUAGGAGCCCAUUCAGAACGAGCUCUUCAGAACACGUCUGGGAACGUACAGACCUACUCUGAUAGCCUUGCUCACCAUGACACUAUUGGACGUGAUGACCCUCUUCAGCACUACACUUUGAAGUACCCUCAUCCCCCGGUCCCGGUCCCAAGCCAUCCAUUGCCUACAGCUACUGCUGGUCUCUACCAUCCCCAGCUUCUAAACCAUCGAUACCAAGUGAAGAAGCUUCGACGUCUUCAAUCGAAUGCCUCUUCAUAUGCUGGAUCCAGAAGAGCGAGAAGUUACCUGAAGUCACAGAAGUAUCUCGAGUACAGGGCUCGGCCGCGCCGGGAUACUGGCAAAGAUGGUGAGCCAGUAUGGUCUGACGAACUUGAGGAUGCCUUUCAGCAGGCACUUGAGGCGAACCCGCCUAUGGGCAGACGAAAGUGGUCCGAACGUGGCAAGUCCUAUGGACGGAACGAACUGAUUGCGGAGUACAUCUACAAGUUGACUGGCAAGCGGAGGACCAGGAAGCAAGUGUCUAGUCACCUGCAAGUACUCGAUUCAUUUCUCAAGGGUGACCCCGACUGGGAAAGACUCGUCCGGGAGCAAGCAGAUCGCUCAACCGCCCAAAAUCAGCCAGUUGGACCGAGGUGGAGGACUUCAAUGGACCAUCUACCAUCGAGCCACUACAGCACCCACGUAACCCCUUCUUAUUCCGAAUCCAUGAGGUUGAUGCCUCCUUACUCUGCGGACUUGCAACUACCUCAAUACCCUUCUAUAUCAACCCAACAAGAAACAAGCAGCAACACAGUCCAAGGCCUUAGCUUUGACAUGUGGGUUAGCGCCCCAAACAAGCCAGAUCGUAUUGACGAUGCGUUCCAUGUGUAUACCCGCCUGCAGGGUGACCAACAUCAAGCGCCCAUGCCGCUGGAAAAUAUGAAGAAUUGGCGGAUGUCCUUCCCUUACUUGAAUUCUUCACUCUCUGACGUGAAUGAUCCGCUGAACUGUGAGAUUAUUCUUCUUGAGACUGACCUCGAGCUGAUGGAUGACUUUCCUCCCAUUGGCUCAAGAUUGGGUAUUCACCUGGAACUUGACAUCGCAAACCCUACACCGGGAACCGCACCGAUGAUCAACCAGAUGGAGAACUGGACGUGUAGCACCUACAUCUAUGAAGACGGGACUCGAACGAUGGAAGCCUACCACAACCUCACCAAGCCUCAUACAACAAAGGUUAAGCCGCCAUUCGAGUCAUCAUGGUGGGCGAAGACCUUCACAAAACUCACUCAAGACAAGCGAGAAUCCGAGAGCACCGGACAUCACCAUGCUGCUGACGAGCGUAUCCGGCGGUACUUCCACACCUUGACUGCAGUGCAGGAGAUCCGGGCCACUGUUCCUCCCAGCCUGCGACGUCUCCAGAACAAUUAUCCAGGUUCACUUGUUGAAGAAAGCAAGCGAAUGGCCAUCGUCGUCUGGAAGUUCCGCCAGACUCGGCCAAAUGAGGUCGGCACAACAACAUGGCGAAAACUGGUAACAUCGCCAGACCGUGGCUUGACCAACAGCCCUAGACCAAGCACUGCAAUUGACCUUCCUCCUCUAUCCUUGGAAUCGAUCCUGCUCAGCAAGCCUACUCCAAACUUAUACCAGGCACCGCCUCAACACCAUGACCUACUACAUCAUUCUGCCCCCUCACAACAGUCCUGGUCUUUGUACCAACCUUCCCAUGACCAUGUCAAUAGCCUAUACAACUCCGCCGGGGCCUUUGAUUUUUUGAAUAGCAUCACAAAACCGGAAGAAGGGCUAUCGGAUAAGACUGCCGCAACAUCCGUGCUGGACCCCUUUCCCAACCUCACGCAGCAAGUAACUAGCCAACCGACCGGCAUCAAUGUGUCCAGUGGUGCACCGGUGAUGCUCCAGAUUUCCGAUCUAUCACUACCCAACCUCGGAACAUACGGACUCGGCCACGAGAGCCACUAUGUGCCGCCACACCAUCACUCAGCGAGCUUGCAUGACCACACCAGCAGCACUACGUUGAACAACUUCUUCGUCCCGAGCACCCAGUCUCUCGACGAAAUUAGCCACACCCACGCACCAUGGUCGAACUCCAGCACAUCAAUUCCGGGAGACACUAGCGGUGGCAACUACCACCACCUCCCGUUCACUACGUCCGAUCACUCCGUUACGGUGUCGCGCGAGUCGCACCAGAACCACAGUUUUGACGGGCUACUGGCCCCGGAUGAUCUCGUCGGAAUUGUCGGUGGACUAUCUGCUGAUCCCGGUAUGGACGGGGCGGGCCCCGAACAUACUUCUCCAGCGUACGCUGAACAUACUGCGGUCGAGGCUGUCUAG